Messenger RNA from Drosophila erecta, 4142 nucleotides. It is a transcript of the gene pnt, whose product is annotated as ETS-like protein pointed. The record is from RefSeq and is a predicted model, not a curated record. The coding region runs from base 806 to 3016 and encodes 736 amino acids. Gene Ontology annotation, biological process: cell differentiation; regulation of transcription by RNA polymerase II. Gene Ontology annotation, cellular component: nucleus. Lineage: Eukaryota; Metazoa; Arthropoda; Insecta; Diptera; Drosophilidae. Gene Ontology annotation, molecular function: DNA-binding transcription factor activity, RNA polymerase II-specific; sequence-specific DNA binding. The transcript is spliced from 9 exons.
GCCAACGGUCAGUCUGUUUUUGUCUCUCUUUCGGGCAGCGUGCACUUGCGCUACGGUAAAUUCGAUUUGAAUGAAUUAAAUGAAUCAAAUAACAAAUAAAUAACAAAUGCAAAACACUUUGCAAGCCAAGCAAAAACCAAGUGUGUGAUUGAGUGCAAUAGCGAAACAUCAAAAGAUCUGCGCGCGCAAUAUACAGCAAAGUAAAGAAGGCAAACACCAAAAAAAAUAAAAAAAAAAAAAAACACGGUUCAGAAACAGAGGAAAUACGAAAUCCAUCAUAAAACCACAAAAAUCUCCUCAAACAUCGCGUGUGUGUGCCUGUGUGUGUAGCGCGUGCGUGUGUGUGUGUGUUUGCCAACGAUCCGUCGGCCUUUUCUCCGUUUGUUUCUUUUCGCGUCUUAUAAGCCGAGUUAAACCGAUCCCCGAUUUCUUCUCGAGUUGUUCCUUUCGGUUUUCGGUUUGUCUUUGUGCCCGGCACGUAAUCCCUCUCUCUCUCCCCCUAAUCAACCUGCUGAUCCCACCGGAGGGUUAAAACACACACAUAUAUACGUAUAGUGCACACAAGUACAGAGAGAGAGAGCGAGAACGGGCGAGAGAUAGUCAUCGGUGCUGCGAAGUCCAUCAAGAUUGUGCGCCUAAUUUGAAGCUGUAAUUAAUUUGGAUACCCUAAUAAAAAGGCCAGCCGAAAGAACACAGCAUCCAGAACCCGAAACCCACAGCCCAAAAAACCAAGAGCCCAGUAGCCCCCGCCUUCUUGUUCUUGAAGGGGCGCUAUUUUAUUGCCCCGCACCGAUGCCUGCGCAAUAUGGAAUUGGCGAUUUGUAAAACAGAUCUGUCUGCCACAAAAUUUAUGCUGCCGCCCGCUUUGCCCUCCACAGCGGCCAUUGGUUCCUCGUCGGCGGUCGCCUCCACGGCCUCCCAUUUUCUGGAUAAGGCGGCCCACGAGCUCUUCCAUCUGAACGCCAUCAACGGACACCUGUUCAAGUCGCCGGCCAGCGGCCAUCUCAAUUCGGUCGGCAGUCCGCAGUCGAUCCUCAGCCAACUGAACGGCAUUGGCAACAGCAGCAGCCAUUCGGGCCAAGUCAGCACCAUGAGGCUCAAGAAGAACCGCAAAGUCACCUUUCUGUCCAGCCUAGUUGAGUCGAAAAAUAUAUUCAUCAAGGAGGAGCCGAUUCAUGGAUGCAAAGAUCUGUGCAGCUUGUCGGAUAUUUCAGAUCAUGAGGCGUCAUUAGAAGUUCCCACCACCUUGCCACCCCUCACGCCGGGCACCAAUCGCAAGGUCAACGAGGUACUGAAGGCCUCCUUCGCCUCCUGGGAAAAGGAGGUCCAAAAAUGCAACAUAACCAAAGAUCCGCGUGAAUGGACGGAGGAGCAUGUCAUCUACUGGCUCAACUGGGCCAAAAAUGAGUUCUCGCUGGUCUCCAUGAACCUGGACCCCUUUUACAAGAUGAAGGGCCGCGCCAUGGUCGAACUGGGCAAGGAGAAGUUCCUGGCCAUCACGCCGCCCUUCACCGGCGACAUACUGUGGGAGCACUUGGACAUCCUGCAGAAAGAUUGCGAGAAACCAAAUGAGGACAUUGUGCACGGCAAUUCCUUUGAGUCGGCCACCACGGCCUCGGUCUGUGGAUCGGACCACCAGGUGGCCAAUUACCCCACCGAGCCGCCCGCCAACAGCAACAACAGCAGCAUAAACAGCCGCCUGUCCAUGGAUUAUGUGACGUCGGCGGGGAACAGUGAUAACAAGAACUUCCACCGCGCCACGCCCCACGCCCACAACGGCUACAACACCAGCAACACUCACGACCGCAUCAACAGCAGCCCGCCCCCGCAGCAGCAGCAAUCGCAGCAGCCGACUGUCAAUGGCAGCGGCAGCGCCAGCAGCAACAACAAUAGCUCCAUGCUACCGCCCGCUGUCCAGCAGAGCAGCAGCAGCAACAACGAAAACAACAACAACACCAGCAGCAGCAGCGGCAGCAGCAACAACACAAACAGCGGCAGCAGCAGCAACAACAAUAAUAACAACAACAACAGCGUUGGCAACAACAAUGCGAAUGCGGGCAGCAAUAACAACAAUAAUAACAAUAAUAAUAUUAACUACAUGGCCACCAUGGCGGCAGCGGCGAUCUUUCAACAUCACCUCAAAGAGGAGCCAGGCACCCAGAAUGGCAAUAUUGGCGGCUAUGGCGGCAGUAAUAGCCAAAACGAUCCCACGGAUCUCAGUAGUUACGGUUUGCCCGCCCACCUGGCCGCCUAUGGGGGUGGGAGUGGCAGUGGGCCAACCGGCGGCAGGAGCUCCGGAGGCGGCGGCGGCGAUGAAAGCGAUUAUCACAGCACGAUCUCGGCGCAGGAUCACCAGAGUCAGCAAUCGAGCGGGGGAAAUGGCAGUGGUGGAGCCAGCGGCGGGAGCACCGGGAACAGCAACGGUUACAUGGACAGCAGCUCGGAGUUCUAUAACACCUAUGCGGGCAGGAGUCGAUUCCACGAUGGCUAUCCGCCGGAAUUCGCACCCUAUGAUGCCCAAUCCUUCCAGUCGAUGGGCCCCCAGCCCACGGCCAUGGAUCAGUGGGGAGCAGCCCACGCCCACCAGCAUCCGGCAGCGUACAUGAGCACCUUGGGUCUGGACAAGGGCCUCCUGGGCGGCUACACGACGCAGGGCGGUGUGCCGUGCUUCACAGGAUCGGGUCCCAUUCAACUGUGGCAGUUCCUGCUCGAGUUGCUGCUGGACAAGACGUGCCAGAGCUUUAUCUCGUGGACCGGCGAUGGCUGGGAGUUCAAGCUAACCGAUCCCGAUGAGGUGGCUCGUCGUUGGGGCAUACGCAAAAACAAACCCAAGAUGAACUACGAGAAGCUGAGUCGCGGACUGCGCUACUACUAUGACAAGAACAUCAUCCACAAGACGGCUGGCAAACGAUAUGUCUACCGCUUUGUCUGUGAUCUCCAGAAUCUAGUUGGGCACACGCCCGAGGAGCUGGUGGCCAAGUAUGAUCUUAAGAUUGAGAAAAAAGAUGUGGAUUAGCAGCGGAGCAGCGGAGAAGCUGCCUAAAACGGGAACAGCUCCAGGUGAACUGUGCUCCCAGCCACGGAUUGUACUCAACCAACCGCAAAAUACUUUCGAGCGUUAUUGUUUACCAAGCGUGAUGUUAGCUUUUAAGCAGCAAACCCCGAUCUGCGCUCUUGCAACGAGAUUAAAGUGUUGGCCAACCCAAGUCCCCAAAUGUCCCGACUCCUCCACACAAAACACAAAUAACAAACAGCAAAAAAAAAACCCCGCCCACCAAACUGUCAAAUCGAUUUGCUUGUAAUUACCGUGUAAAAAUUAGACUUUUGAAUUAAUUUGAAAUUAAUUUAAAAUACUUCAGAUUUAGUUAUAAGCCGAUCUAAGCAAGAGAACCAGUUGAGGAUGAACCGAAUUCAAUUUGAAAUUCUGUGUGCAAUGCGUUGAUGUUUCUUCGUCUCACAUAGUCUGUAGAAGAUGUCAGCUGCAAGGAUCGAACGUUGAUAGAGGCCAUAAAGCAUGUGUCCCAAAAGUGAUAUUAGAGCGCAACAAUUUGUUAUACUUACAUAAUCAUUUUACCCGCACGGGGCACCCAGAAACAUUUCAAACAAAAUCAUGCAUGUAUAUAGCGAUGAAGAUGUGUAUGGCACAUAAGUAGGUCUCUAGUAUUUAUGUAUGUCUAACCUGUAAUCUGUGCUACUGGUACAACUAAGUUUUCCACUUCCACACUAUAUCUUCACUGUACUUCUGUGCGCUUCCGUGCGAUCCCAAAAGUUUUAAACGUAAAUCGGCACAACAGUUUAUCAUGCAUAUGAUGGAACAUUGUUAUCGUGUGCUAUCUGUAUACUUAUAGGCUACUCCUAGAUACAUAGGAUCCAUAGUGUCUCCCUAGUGCGUUAAUCGACAGUUCAAGAAGUGUUUAUUACCUAGUAUGUGUGUAUAGCUAUUAACUACUUAAGUCUAGCUCGUAGAUGCAUAGCCACGUAUUACACCCGUAAACAUAAAGUUAUAUUGAUUACAUAGAUACACAUACAUUUGUAGAGCAAUUUUAAAAUAUUGUAUUUAUACAAGCGUACAUCGUAAUAUUAAAGCUAUCAUUAACAUUGCUAAGAUAAAAACAAUAAAAGAAAACCCAAUAUGAAAAUAC